Molecule: messenger RNA, 1383 nt
Organism: Fonsecaea nubica
Lineage: Eukaryota; Fungi; Ascomycota; Eurotiomycetes; Chaetothyriales; Herpotrichiellaceae
Exons: 2
Coding region: 1-1383 (460 amino acids)
Source: RefSeq, a predicted model, not a curated record
AUGUCGACUGCUGGCACUGUUCCCGUUGAGUCCAAGACUGCAAAGAAGCGCAAAGCCAAAGGCGAAGCCACGACCACGAACGGUGGCACCGUGACACCAACUGUCGAAACUGCGGUCUCCGCCAGCGAAAUGAAUCCUACUACGAACGGUGUGGAUUCCCACGCCGACAGCCCCUUCAUCAAAGACCUAUUAAAGAAUAUCCGCAACUUGAACAAGAAGAUUGCUGCCUCUGCAAAGGCUGAUGCUGUCAUCAGUGAAAACCCAAACGUCUCCCUCGAUGACCUUGUUGCACAAAAGAAGCUCAACGCCGAUCAGAAAGCUCAGAUCCUGAAGAAGCCAGCCCUGCAAAACCAGGUCACCCAGCUUGAAGAACAGCUCUCCCACUUCCGCGCUUUCGCUCAAGAACUUGAAGACAAGGCCCUCAAAGAGAAGUCGAAGUUGAUCGAAGCACACGAGGCUGAGAUUGCGAGAGUCAAGGAGAAUGCUCUACAAGAGAUUGAGGAUAUCAAAACAAAGGCCGUCGAGGAUGGGCUACGAGUCAUUACCCACUUUCUACACUCCGCCGCGUCAAAACGUCAGUCCGAGGAAGCCGAUACUGAUGAGGGUCGUGCCUUUGAGGGCGCCUUACUAUUGGUCUAUCAAGGGAACGAGUCUUCACUCUCAACGCUGCAGAAGCUGGUCUAUGGCACAGAAGAUAAAGUCACUGAUGUUCAUGGUGAGCUUCUCGAGUUCACUUACGCUCAGAUCAAAGAGUCUUCCUUGCAGAGUGCACCAGAUGCGGUCCAAAGUACAGAGCCGGAAAUCGGAGAGGCUGAAGCAAAAGAAGAUGUAACUGCCACAGCCGAAUCGGGGAUCGACAACACGAUAGCAAAUGCUGGUCUGACUGAACUCGACGACGCUGCUGCUAUCCAGACCCAGAACAUCAUCAACGACAUUGCAGAGCCUGAGAUUACUCCCUCUAUUCCAGAACAGUCCACGACUGGUGAAGAAGCCGCUAACGCAGUUGGCGAGGCAUGGGACCCGCAGGCAUCCAUAGUGACCGAUACCAGUGCGACUAACGAAGAAUGGGUCCAGGUGCCUCGUGUUCCUGCAGAGACUGAGACAGGACUUGCAGCAACUCCUGCCGCAAUCCAAUCCAACAGCUGGGCCGAAGAGGUAGGCGCUGCUGUUGCCACCCCUGAGGAGAAGCCCGCACAGGAGAACGAUGGGUUCGAGCAGGUACGCCGUGAGCGGGGUCGUGGACGUGGUGGACGUGGUGGACGCGGCGAGUUUAGAGGACGCGGCCGCGGAGGGCGAGGAGAUGGCCAUCGUGGCGGAGGUGGUCGGGGAGGACCACGAGGCGGCCGUGGUGGAGGUGCUCCUCGGGGCGAAAGCAAGAGCUAA